Molecule: messenger RNA, 243 nt
Organism: Psammomys obesus (fat sand rat)
Lineage: Eukaryota; Metazoa; Chordata; Mammalia; Rodentia; Muridae
Product: small proline-rich protein 2D
Exons: 1
Coding region: 1-243 (80 amino acids)
Cellular component (GO): cornified envelope
Source: RefSeq, a predicted model, not a curated record
AUGUCUUACCAACAGCAGCAGUGCAAGCAGCCCUGCCAGCCUCCUCCUGUGUGCCCACCCCCAAAGUGCCCUGAGCCUUGUCCUCCAAAGUGCCCUGAGCCUUGUCCUCCUCCAAAGUGCCCAGAGCCUUGUCCUCCUCCAAAGUGCCCCGAGCCUUGCCCUCCUCCCCCAUGCCAGCAGAAAUGUCCUCCUGUGCAACCUUCUCCACCAUGUCAGCAGAAGUGCCCACCCAAGAGCAAGUGA